Molecule: messenger RNA, 1326 nt
Organism: Corylus avellana
Lineage: Eukaryota; Viridiplantae; Streptophyta; Magnoliopsida; Fagales; Betulaceae
Source: RefSeq, a predicted model, not a curated record
AAGAAAAAAAAUCUUAGAAACUAUAAAACCCUAACCCUGUGCGGCUGUGCCUCUCUGCUUUCGUAGAGAAACCCGAUGAUGAUGGCCAAGGAAUUGCCUGAAGACUUGGUGACGCAGAUUCUGCUACGGCUUCCGGUCGUUUCUCUAUUGCGAUUCGAGUCCGUUUGCAAAUCCUGGUACGCUCUCAUUACUCACCAACACUUCAAAGGAAAACACCUCCUACACAACAAAAAGAACAGCAACAACACCCUCCUUCUCCCUCUAAGCACCUACGAUGAUGUUGUGCCUAUGCUUUCUUAUGAAACACUCCAAGUAUCCCUUACACAAUCUUUACCUCCACCGUAUUUUGUGAUCGACGAGGAGGCUAGGUGCCCCUAUAGCAUUAUUGUCGUGGGUUCUUGCAAUGGUCUCGUUUGUCUCUUCAAUAACUAUUCAUUACAGGAGUUUAUAUGGAACCCUGCAACUAAAGAAACAAAGGUUGUCCCCAAAUCAAACAUGUUCCCCUCUGGCUAUCACGCCAAUUUGAAGGGUAUCGGAUUUGGUUUUGAUGCGAAAACUAAUGACUACAAGAUAAUCAACCUUCUCACUCCCUAUAACAACCCUGACCCUAAAUCAAUCCAAAGUGGAAAGAUAAUCCAAAGUGAGGUAUAUAGCUUAAGUGCCGAUUCUUGGAAAAAAGUUGAUAUCCCAUUGUCUGUUACUAUUGACCGUUAUUAUGCUCCGAUGAUAUACAUCAAUGGGAUGGCUUUUUGGCGGGCAUAUGCGGAUGAUUGGGAGGGUGUUUUGUCAUUUGACAUGAGCGACGAGGUAUUCCUAAAAACACCGCUGCCAUUGCUUUAUAUUAGAGACUUUUUCGUGUUGAAUGAAUCGACUACUUUGGCAGUUGGUGUCAUUGCUGAAGAUGGUUUCGAUAUAUGGUUGUUGCUUGAAGUUGGUGUUAAGGACUCCUGGAGUAAGCUUUUCACUAUUGGGCCCUUUACAGAUAUUAUGAGACCAUUAGGAUUUUGGAAGAAUGGCAUCAUGUUCUUGGAAAAAUGUGAUGGGCAGAUGGUCUUGUAUGACCCCUCUACCAAACAAAUGACUGAUCUCCUACUUGGUCAUAGCUGGUCACAGUUGAUUACUUACAUGGAGACCCUAAUUUCUGUCAAGAGAGAAAAUGUAUUUGAAGAGCAAGACCGUUGUUGACAAUGGCCAUCUUUCUAUAUAUGUUCCAAGUCUGUUUCAAGCAGCAUAUAUGUUCUGAGACAAUAUUUUAUGCUUAUUCUUUUCAAAUGAUGUCUUUCUCAAAUAUUUUUAUUAAGGGUUCUGGAGGAUAUAUUUAUUUUA